Molecule: messenger RNA, 1095 nt
Organism: Aureobasidium vineae
Lineage: Eukaryota; Fungi; Ascomycota; Dothideomycetes; Dothideales; Saccotheciaceae
Source: the annotation of a GenBank genome assembly
AUGAUUACCGUACUACCGCUGCUGGCCAGAGAACAAUCAAAGACAAGUAGAUACUUCAUACUGUUCGGCUACUAUCACUCGCAUGGAGAUGGUAAAUCUGGAUUGGCUUUCCAUGAGACACUUCUUUCUGGACUGAAGCAGGCCCAGAGUGCUGACUGUGCCUACGACGAUGACCCCAAAUUUGCGAGCCCGAGCAACCCUUUACUGCCCACACUCGAGACGGCGGGACGACUAUCAAUCUCUUGGAGCUAUCUACUGUCACCACUGCUGGGAGCAUAUCUGCCAUCCUUUGUCGCGAACUCACUUGGUAUCCGUGCAUCAGCCACACCAGAAGCGCACGAUCAAUGGACAGGCAAGAAAACAUUUUUCGACCCCGAAGCUUACCAGACCCGCCUCAAAGUCCUGUCUAUCGAAAAUGGUCACGUUCAGAAGAUUCUCCAGGAAUGUCGGAAACAUGACAUCAAGUUCACCGGUCUCCUUCAUCAGAUCAUAGUACAGGCUUUGAGCAAAGAGCUACCUCCUGAAAAAGCAGGUUGCUUUGUGUCACAGACUGCUGUUGAUCUACGAUCACACCUCAAGGGCAUCACUGAUAGUGAUAUGGCGCUAUGCCCGACCGCAUACUAUGAGCUGUUCACAAGGACCGUGCAAGGCAACACAUCGAAAGAGUCGAGCUCCAUGACCGAAGCUUUGUGGGACGCUGCACGCUUGACGACCCAAAACCUGUCCCAAUGUGCCGGCACUCUUAAUGACCAGCCAGUGGGAUUGCUAGCAUAUCUUCGCAACAUGUAUCCUUGGACCAGAGGCCAAGUCGGCAAGCGCAGAGAAUGCUCCUACGAACUCAGCAACAUCAUGUCCUUCAAUCCUGGGCUAUUUGAACCAGAAAAAAUAUGGAACAUUGAGUCCAUGAUAUUUUCACAGCCCGCCAACGUAGGUUCUGGUUGUCUGAACUUCAACGUCGUCUCCAGAUACCAAGGCGAUCUUACGAUUGUCAUAUCAUGGCAAGCGGGCGCUUUGGAUGUAAAAGACGAGCAAUUGUUUGCAGAAAACGUGGGAAAUCAUAUCACCACUUCUUUGCAGUCCCUCGAUAGAUCGUAG